AUGCACAGCACUUGCUCUGAAAUUUGGGGACUGAGUACACCAAACACGAUAGAUCAGUGGGAUACAACAGGCCUUUACAGCUUCUCUGAACAAACCAGAUCCCUCGAUGGCCGUCUGCAGGUGUCCCACCGCAAAGGAUUGCCACACGUCAUUUACUGCCGCUUGUGGCGCUGGCCAGACCUCCACAGCCACCAUGAACUUAAAGCAAUUGAAAACUGUGAAUAUGCUUUUAAUCUUAAAAAGGAUGAAGUAUGUGUAAACCCUUACCACUACCAGAGAGUGGAGACACCAGUGUUGCCUCCUGUGCUAGUGCCACGGCACACUGAGAUUCUAACGGAGCUGCCGCCUCUCGAUGACUAUACCCAUUCCAUUCCUGAAAACACUAACUUUCCAGCUGGAAUUGAGCCACAGAGCAAUUACAUACCAGAAACACCUCCUCCAGGAUAUAUCAGUGAAGAUGGAGAAACAAGUGACCAGCAGUUGAACCAAAGCAUGGAUACAGGAUCUCCAGCAGAGCUGUCUCCUAGUACUCUCUCUCCAGUUAAUCACAGUCUGGACUUGCAACCAGUUACUUACUCGGAGCCUGCAUUUUGGUGUUCAAUAGCAUAUUAUGAAUUGAAUCAAAGAGUGGGAGAAACCUUCCACGCGUCCCAGCCUUCCCUGACCGUAGAUGGCUUUACAGAUCCAUCAAAUUCUGAGAGAUUUUGUCUAGGUCUGCUUUCCAAUGUAAACAGAAAUGCUACGGUGGAAAUGACAAGACGACAUAUAGGGAGGGGAGUGCGUCUCUAUUACAUUGGUGGAGAAGUUUUUGCUGAGUGCCUAAGUGAUAGUGCGAUUUUUGUUCAGAGCCCCAACUGUAAUCAAAGAUAUGGCUGGCAUCCUGCAACUGUGUGCAAAAUUCCACCAGGAUGCAAUCUAAAAAUCUUUAAUAACCAAGAAUUCGCUGCUCUUCUGGCUCAGUCUGUGAAUCAGGGCUUUGAAGCAGUUUAUCAGCUUACUAGAAUGUGCACCAUAAGAAUGAGCUUUGUUAAAGGAUGGGGGGCUGAGUACAGGCGCCAAACGGUAACAAGCACUCCUUGCUGGAUUGAGCUUCAUCUGAACGGACCUCUACAGUGGCUGGACAAAGUACUGACUCAGAUGGGCUCCCCUUCAGUUCGCUGCUCCAGCAUGUCCUAAAAUCUCUCUGCUUCCUCACCAAUGGGCUAAACAUCGAGUCCAAACAACAGACUUAAUAUAACAGCUCCUCUGUCGUAGUAUUUGUGUGUGGUCCCCAUGAACUGUUUACUAUCCAAAAAAAAAAAAAAAAAAAAAAAAUAAAAAAAAAAAAAAAAAAAAAAAAAAAAAAAAAAAAAAAAAAAAAAAAAAAAAAAAAAAAAAAAAAAAAAUUUAUAAAAAAAGGGAAAAAAAAAAAAGGGUUAAAAAAAAAAAAGAAAGAAAAAAAAGAAAAAAACAGCACUUGAGGUCUCAUCAGUUAAAGCACCUUGUGGAUUCUGUUUCCUAUACUCUGAUACUAGAUGAAAAUUUAGUGUAUAGAAAAGCCUUCUUCAGAAAGAAGUGACAAUUUUAAAGAUUCUUUAAUGGUGUUUUUAUUGGGUAUAUAAUUGAGUGUCCUAAUGGUUUAUCAAUAACAUGAAUAGCUAAGUAUACGUACAGAUAAUGUAUCAUGAUCUCAAAUAUCACAGUAUUGUGCUGUUCUACAUUUUAUUCCCAUAAAUAGUCGUUUGGUUUUUUUUGAUUGGGGCAAAUAUCUCAUACGAUUCCAAGACUCUACUCCCUUAUUCUUUUAUAUUUUUUUAUAUAAGCAGGUUUUUUGAGUAGUCCUAAACAUAAAAAGCAGACUUUCCUUGUAGAAAAGCUUAACUUUUUGCUGCCUUCUUAAAGAAAAAGAAAAUCCCUCCAUUGGAAGGGAAAGAAAUGUCUUGAGAUUCCUCUGUGACAUCUUAGGACACUUUAUAUACUUAAUGGGGCCUAAAAUGAAUUCAUAUUGUAAAUUCCAAGUAUCCAUUACACUAGGAGUCUACUUUUCCCUACCCACCUGAGUUGAUGCUUCUGGUGCCAGCGCCAUUGCUGGCAGUGUUGUAAUUUGGCACUCUUUGUGUACCUUAAGUCGUUGAAAUCAGUGGUUUUUUUCUCAUGGAGUGGGAACUUACCAUAGCAUUUGAUACUGGAUUAAGUACAUAAGGUUAUUGGCUUACCCCUUAUGUCUGUAUUUUUUUCAUUGAACAUAAUGGGGAGUUUUAGUUUCUGGAGCCAAAUACCUUGAAAAAUCCUUUCCCAGGGUAAACUAGACUCUUUUAUUUAGGUUUUUAAAUAGACGCAGCUUCUUAACAUAUUUCAGUAACAGAAUUUAAAUUUCUGAUCUGAGUGGCUUUGUGUAGCUUACUUACACACCAGAUCACACGCAUUCAUUAUGUCAUAAUGGGCCUUGUUAUUAAAAGUAGUUGCUUCUGCAAAACCUCUAGGAUAGUGGUUGCUGAGGUAUGACCAGCGAAGGAGGACUUUCUAGGUUCUUCAUGACAGUGCAUGUUAUUGUGAACCUUUGGACACUACAGCAGCACCAUAUUAAAAAAAAUAUUCUGAAAUAUAUUCUACAGAUAAGUCUGGGCUGGGGAUGGGAUGGGAAACUGUAUAGAAGGGUUAUUAUGAACUUGAAAAAUACACAUCUUACUAACAAUCUUGUGAUCUAGCUGUCUGUCAUUCUUUUGUUAUCGUGGCAGUAGCAGGAUUGCCUUUGUCUGUUUUUCCCAUUGUCUCAUCCAUUACACUAGUACUGUACUUUGUAAGUGCAGCCUAGUGAUAACUUAGCUUUGAGAACAAAAAUGUGGCCAGUGUUACAGCUUUUAAUCACUUGAAUAAAUUGAUGAUAGUGAUGGAUAUUUUUAUGCCAUAAUGACAUAGAAGCAAUACCAAAAAUCAAGCCUCGAAAACGUGGGCCAGAUCCCUUUCAAAAAUUGGCAAAGCAGUUACCAGUUUGUGCUAGUUUUACCAGUAGACUAAUGUAUUGGUAGAACUUGUGAACCUAAGAAAUAAGCUUCAUGCGUGUUGCAUUUGCCUAAUAUGUGAAUACACUAAUAAAAGUUUUAAUUCUCAUGA
Empidonax traillii (willow flycatcher) is the source of this 3093-nucleotide messenger RNA. It is a transcript of the gene SMAD2, whose product is annotated as SMAD family member 2. Gene Ontology annotation, molecular function: DNA-binding transcription factor activity, RNA polymerase II-specific; RNA polymerase II cis-regulatory region sequence-specific DNA binding; I-SMAD binding. Gene Ontology annotation, cellular component: heteromeric SMAD protein complex. Gene Ontology annotation, biological process: regulation of transcription by RNA polymerase II; anatomical structure morphogenesis; transforming growth factor beta receptor signaling pathway. Lineage: Eukaryota; Metazoa; Chordata; Aves; Passeriformes; Tyrannidae. Bases 1 to 1176 code for a protein of 391 amino acids. The transcript is spliced from 9 exons. The record is from RefSeq and is a predicted model, not a curated record.